This is a messenger RNA of Phlebotomus papatasi, 2132 nucleotides long. RefSeq names its product ralA-binding protein 1 (gene Rlip). Gene Ontology annotation, biological process: small GTPase-mediated signal transduction. Gene Ontology annotation, molecular function: GTPase activator activity; small GTPase binding. The record is from RefSeq and is a predicted model, not a curated record. The coding region runs from base 107 to 1456 and encodes 449 amino acids. The transcript has a single exon. Lineage: Eukaryota; Metazoa; Arthropoda; Insecta; Diptera; Psychodidae.
AUCUGGGGUAUUAUGUGGGACGUGUAGUAUCUCAAUAUUAUUGGACGUCCGGUCCCUUAAUAAUUUUAAAUAAAAGAUAUUUGUGUUUUUUUUUUACCUGUGACAAAUGGAGUUUGAGAGUCCAGACGUUGAAAAAGAAUUCCCAGGGUUAUUUGCAUCCCAGAUGCGCGGAGCCCCAGAGGCAGAGCCUGACGAUGAGGCUCGUGGACGUCGACGAGACCGUAAAGAGCGCAAAGACAAGGGCUAUGCAGCACUGUCGGGUGAGAGCAGUAGCCCCGAGAAGGACACCAAGAGCCCAACCAGGAGUGGCAAGAAGAAGCCUUUCAAGUUCAAGAAGGAGCGCCGCGAUAAAUCCCGCCCAAGGCCCCCAUUACCAGUAUUUGGAGUGGAUUUAGAACUUGCAGCUCGACGUUCUCCAUGUCUUGAUGGGGUGACAUUGCCCCUGCCAAUGCGACAUGCCCUUGACUGCCUCAGGACACACUCAGACGGUCGUCAAUCACCUACUCCAGCUCAACGGUCAGCUGUGGCUGAUCUUCGGGCUGCUUAUGAUGCCAGGCGUCUCGAUGCACCACAAGGAUUGUGUCCGACCGUUGCUUGGGAGCUACUCAGGCUUUUUCUAGCAUCACUGCCACAUCCAUUGCUGCCCACGGCAAUGGCGCAGCAGUUAACAGCUGCUCCCACUGCGAGUGCCGUUGAAGCACUUCCAGAAGUUCAGCGAACUGCAUUGGCAUGGCUGGUGUGUCACCUAGAUGUUUUAGAAGCCAAGCACUGUCCUCUUGCAACACUGACAGCAGCUGCACGGAUUCCAUCGCGUCUUUUGAGUCGUCUGCACUCCCAGUCUAGUGAUUUCUUUCCCUGGUGUCAUCCUGAGGUUCAUGUGGCACCUCUGGUGGCUGCUGGAACCGCCACUCCGCCCCUUCCUGAUCAUCCGGCCGAAGUGGCAGCUGAACUGGGACGCCAGGAGCGUCUUCUUGCACUCAUUCAUUCUGACAUGAGUGAGGGUUUGGUGUGUGAGCAGCGGGAAGAGCAAUUAUGGUGUGUCCAGCGCAUUGUCACUCAUCUGAAGCGUCGGCUGCGCUUAGGACGCCUUCAGUGGAACUCUGAGGCCUCUAUGUAUCUGCCACAUGCCACACAUCCCGAAGCUGAUGAGCUCAUUAAGUUGCAAGUCGAGCAUAAGCAUCUGCUGCAACUGAGCGAACGACUUCACCAACGUCUCACGGAAUUAACUGAAAAUACCAUCCAGAUGGCUGGAGAGGAAUCUUCAAUUGGUCCAGCUGCUGGCCAAACUGUAACUGAAGAAGAUACUCAAGUGGAAGCAAUUGUGGCAGAAAAUCUCAAACUAAUGGCAACUGCAAGUAAUCUUGCAGAAAAAAUUCAACAAAUCACCAUGGAAAAUCUGCAGCUUCAGGUGGAGGUCACCAUUGAGCAGGAAGCUCUCACACGGGAUACCGAGUGACAGAGCAAGGGAGAAUGAGGAUUAUUGAGACGGAAAUUUUUCAACUAAUAAGAAAUAAACUACACAUAAAACCUUUCUCCACUAAGGAAAUAAUUUAGCUUUAAGAAUAGUACCCAUAAAUGCUUAUAUGAAAUAUUUUAUGCCAUCCCUUUCUCUGAUUGGUUAGAGAUGAAAUGCUUUAUAAAACUUGAGCCAAUCAGAGAACGAGAAAGGCUAAAAAAUUAAAGAGAAAUAAAUGUGAAUCUUCUCUAAGGGCCUUGACAGACCUGAGGAUUAGCUGAGAGACGGCUUAGCGUAAUUAUAUUAGAAAUAAUGGUUAAACUACAUUUCCAUCAUUUUCCUAUAAGUCGUCUCUCAGCUUAAAUCGUAAGUGUGUCUAGGGCAUAAGGCUUUUAGAAACUACCCUGAAAAAAUAGUUUUGUCAAAUUAACAUGUAAAAUUUUGUCAAAAGGAUCCAUACUACUGCACAGAAUAUGGAAAAGUUUUGUCAGAUUGGUGAACAACAUCCUUUAGUUUUAGAUAAAAUUUUAACAAAAUCCAUUUGUCCGCUUAAUAAUUUUUUCCGAAUAGGAUCCAUUUUCGAAAAUUCUCUGAAUAGUAUUUUUUGCAAUUGCGAUUUUUUUUCCUAUAUUGUAAAUGUAGUUAUUGGAAUAAAUUAAUUAUUUUAAAAUGGUAA